AUGGCAACCGCCAGAACGGUCUCACGAUCUCGGGACAUUGCCAAUGUGAUGCAAAGACUGCAAGAUGAUUUGUUCAGCUUUGUCGAUGUGAAAAUUGAUGCACCAGGCUUCCUUAAGCGGAAACCCCCAAUGGUGGUAGAGGACCUCUUUGAAGACAUGAAGGAUGGGGUCAAGCUGCUGGCUCUCCUGGAGGUCCUGUCUGGGCAGAAACUACCUUGUGAACAAGGACGCCGCAUGAAGCGAAUCCACGCUGUGGCCAACAUCGGCACAGCGCUCAAGUUCCUUGAAGGAAGAAAGAUUGAAGAGCUGACCAGUAACCUGCCACAGCUGCAGUCUCUGUCCAGUAGCACGUCUUCGGUGGACAGCACGCUCAGUGCGGAGACCGGCAGCCCUCCCAGCAAACGGAAAGUGGCCACCAAGAUCCAGGGCAACGCUAAGAAGGCCUUGCUAAAGUGGGUUCAGUACACAGUAACCAAGCAGGCUGGAAUAGAAGUAAAAGAUUUUGGACGGAGUUGGAGGAGUGGCGUUGCCUUCCAUUCAGUUAUCCACGCAAUUCGCCCCGAGCUAGUGGAUUUGGAGAAAGUGAAAGGAAGAUCUAAUAGAGAAAACCUGGAGGAGGCUUUCACUAUCGCUGAAACAGAACUGGGGAUCCCAAGACUACUAGAUCCUGAAGAUGUUGAUGUGGAUAAACCCGAUGAGAAGUCUGUUAUGACUUACGUUGCCCAGUUUCUGAAACAUUAUCCUGAUAUCCACAGCACUGGCAUUGACGGGCAAGAUGGAGAUGAUAUACUACCAGGUUUUCCAACUUUUGCCAAUUAUAUCCAAAAUGUGAAGAGAGAAGACAGGUUCAUUUGGAAGGAGGUAAAAGUCUGGAUAGAACAAUUUGAAAGAGAUUUGACCAGGGCACAGAUGACAGACUCCAGUUUGCAGGAUAAAUAUCAGUCAUUUAAACACUUCCGGGUUCAGUAUGAAGUAAAGAGGAAGCAGAUUGAGCAGUUAAUACAGCCAUUGCAUAGAGAUGGCAAACUGUCACUUGACCAAGCGUUGGUCAAACAAGCCUGGGAUAGAAUGUCCUCCAGGCUCUUUGAUUGGCACACCCAACAUGAUAAGUCUCUGCCUGCUCCUCUGGGCACUAUCGGUGCCUGGCUGUACAGAGCAGAGGUAGCCCUGAGGGAGGAACUUACCAUUCAGCAGGUCCACGAGGAAACAGCCAACACCAUACAACAGAAACUUGAGCAACACAAGGAUCUGCUUCAAAACACAGAUGCCCACAAAAGAGCAUUCCAUGAAAUCUACCGGACCAGGUCGGUUAACGGGAUCCCUGUGCCCCCUGACCAGUUAGAGGACAUGGCUGAGAGGUUUCAUUUUGUGUCCUCCACAUCCGAGCUGCACUUGAUGAGAAUGGAAUUUCUCGAAUUAAAGUACCGUCUGCUCUCCCUGCUGGUUCUGGCCGAGUCCAAGCUCAAGUCGUGGAUCAUCAAGUACGGGAGAAGGGAGUCGGUGGAGCUGCUGCUGCAGAACUACAUUUCUUUCAUAGAAAACAGCAAGUUCUUUGAGCAGUACGAAGUGACCUACCAGAUCUUGAAACAGACGGCCGAGAUGUACGUCAAAGCAGAUGGCUCAGUGGAGGAAGCCGAGCACGUGAUGAAGUUCAUGAACGACACCACGGCUCAGUGGCGGAACCUGUCGGUGGAAGUGAGGAGUGUGAGGAGCAUGCUGGAAGAAGUCAUCUCCAACUGGGACCGCUAUGGCAACACUGUGGCCACUCUGCAAGCCUGGCUGGAGGAUGCGGAGAAAAUGCUGAGUCAAACAGAGCAUGCCAAAAAGGACUUUUUUCGCAAUUUGCCUCAUUGGAUUCAGCAGCACGCCACCAUGAAUGAUGCUGGCAAUUUCCUCAUUGAAACCUGUGAUGAGACGGUGUCCCAGGAUCUUAAGCAGCAAUUACUGUUGCUAAAUGGGCGAUGGAGGGAGUUAUUUAUGGAAGUCAAGCAAUAUGCCCGAGCUGAUGAGCUGGACAGAAUGAAGGAAGAAUACACCGAUUGUGUGAAGACCCUGACUACCUUCGCAACCGAGGCCCAGAGGAAGCUUUCAGAGCCUAUAGGAGUCUCCUUUUUGAAUGUCAAGUUACUAAUUCAGGACUUGGAGGACAUUGAACAGAGGGUGCCGGUGAUGGAUGCCCAAUACAAGAUGAUUACAAAGACAGCCCACCUCAUUACAAAAGAAAGUUCCCAAGAAGAAGCUAAGGAAAUGUUCGCCACCAUGUCUGGGCUCAAGGAACAGCUAGCCAAGGUCAGAGAAUGUUACUCCCCACUCCUCUAUGAGUCGCAGCAGCUGUUGGUGCCGUUGGAGGACUUGGAGAAGCACAUGAUGAGCUUUCAUGACUCCCUCGGGAAAAUUAAUGAAGCGAUGACCAUUCUUGAGCGCGAGGCACAAUCGAGUGCCCUUUUCAAACAGAAACAUCAGGAGCUGUUGGCAUGUCAGCAGAGCUGUAAAGAGAUGCUGGCCCUGGUCGAGAAAGGCAGCCAGAGCGUUCAGAAGUUUGUGAGCGUGAGCAGCGUGCUAAAGCAUUUUGACCAGACGAAGCUGCAGAGGCAGGUUGCCGACAUUCACGUGGCUUUUCAGAAUAUGGUAAAGAAAACUGGAGAUUGGAAGAAACAUGUGGAAACCAACAGCCGCUUGAUGAAGAAAUUUGAGGAGUCCCGAGCAGAGCUGGAGAAGGUGCUUCGGAUUGCUCAGGAGGGCCUGGAGGAAAAGGGGGACCCAGAAGACCUCCUGCGGAAACACACUGAGUUCUUCGGUCAGCUCGACCAGAGGGUGCUCAAUGCUUUCCUGAAAGCGUGUGACGAGCUCACGGACAUCCUCCCUGAGCAGGAGCAGCAGGGCCUGCAGGACGCAGUUCGGAAGCUUCACAAGCAGUGGAAGGAUCUCCAAGGAGAAGCCCCCUAUCAUCUGCUUCAUCUGAAGAUUGACGUGGAGAAGAAGAGGUUCCUGGCCGCCAUAGAUGAAUGCAGAACAGAGCUGGACCGGGAGACCAAGCUGGUGCCCCAGGAAGGCAGCGAGAAGAUGAUUGAAGAGCACAGGGUUUUCUUCAGCGACAAAGGCCCGCAUCACCUUUGUGAGAACAGGUUGCAGCUCAUUGAGGACCUGUGUCUGAAGCUGCCUGCUCGGGACCCGGUGAGAAGCGUGCCUCAGACUUGCCACGCUGCCCUCAGAGAGCUCCGAGCGGCCGUAGACAGCACCUACGAGAAGCUCCUGGGGGACCCAGACAAAUGGAAGGACUACUCCAACAGGUUUUCCGAGUUUUCCUCCUGGAUUUCUGCGAAGGAGACCCAGUUGAAGGAGAUUAAGGAGAGGACCAUAGAUACUGCCAACCAUGGAGAGAUCAAACGCACCGUAGAGGAUAUCAGAAACGCCGUCACCAACAGAGGAGACACUCUCAGCUGGCUGAAGUCCAGGCUGAACAUUUUGAUCGAGGUUUCUUCUCAGACGGAAGCCCCAAAGCGAGGAGACGAGCUGGCCAAAUUAUCGAAUGCCUUCAAAGCUCUCGUGACUUUGCUGUCCGAGGUCGAAAAGAUGUUAAGCAACUUCGGAGACUGCGUCCAGUACAAAGAAAUUGUAAAAAGUUCCCUUGAAGAUUUAAUUUCUGGCUCGAAAGAAGUCCAGGAGCAAGCAGAGAUGAUCUUGGACAGUGAAAAUCUGUUUGAAGCACAGCAGUUACUUCUUCAUCACCAGCAAAAGACCAAGCGGGUCUCUGCCAAGAAGAGAGACGUGGAGCAGCAGCUGGCGCAGGCGCGGCCGGGAGAGGCGGCGCUGCGGGGCCGCGUGCGGGAGGAGCUGCGGCAGCUGCAGAGCAGUCUGGCUGGCGUGGAGCACAGCAGGGAGAAGCAGGAGCGCCGCAUCCAGGUCACACUGAAAAAAUGGGAGCGAUUUGAAACAAACAAAGAGACAGUCGUCAGAUACCUUUUCCAGACAGGAUCCAGCCAUGAGCGCUUCCUGAGCUUCAGCAGCUUGGAAAGCUUAUCUUCGGAACUGGAGCAGACAAAGGAGUUUUCUAAACGGACAGAAGGCAUUGCCGUUCAGGCUGAGAACCUGGUGAAGGAAGCCGCUGAGAUACCGCUUGGGCCCAAGAACAAGCAGUCGCUUCAACAGCAGGCGAAGUCCGUCAAAGAGCAAGUCAAAAAACUAGAAGACACGCUCGAAGAAGAUAUUAAAACCAUGGAAAUGGUGAAAAGCCAGUGGGAUCAUUUUGGCAGUCAUUUUGAGACCCUGUCGGCCUGGAUAACCGAGAAAGAAAAAGAGCUCAAUGCCUUGGAAAGUUCGCCAUCGGCCUUGGACGUGCAAAUCGGCCAAAUUAAGGUCACACUGCAGGAAAUAGAGAGCCAGAUCGGGAGCAUUUCUGGAUUAGAAGAAGAAGCACAGUCUUUUUCUCAAUAUGUCACCACCGGAGAAUCGGCUCGAAUCAAAGCCAAGUUGACACAAGUCAGGCGGUACUGGGAAGAACUCCGAGAGCAUGCGCAGUGCCUGGAGGGCACCAUGCUGGGACAUCUGUCUCAACAACAGACCUUUGAGGAGAACCUUAGCAAGAUCCAGAACUCUGUGUCUGAAUUUGAGGAUAAACUUGCUGAUCCAGUUAAAAUAUGUUCAUCAGCUGCAGAGACCUAUAAAGUUCUCCAAGAACAUAUGGAUCUCUGCCAGGCUCUGGAGUCUCUGAGUGGCACCGUCACCGCGUUCUCAGCCAGUGCCCGCAAGGUCGUGAGCAGAGACUCGUCUGUCCAGGAGACCACAGCUGUGCAGCAGCGGUACGAAGACAUGCUGAGCAGGGCGAAGGAGAGACAGGCCGUGCUGGAGAGCCGCCUGGGCCACUGGCAAAGGUGA
Molecule: messenger RNA, 4875 nt
Organism: Echinops telfairi (small Madagascar hedgehog)
Lineage: Eukaryota; Metazoa; Chordata; Mammalia; Afrosoricida; Tenrecidae
Product: nesprin-1-like
Exons: 34
Coding region: 1-4875 (1624 amino acids)
Biological process (GO): nuclear migration
Cellular component (GO): meiotic nuclear membrane microtubule tethering complex; cytoplasm; nuclear outer membrane
Molecular function (GO): actin filament binding
Source: RefSeq, a predicted model, not a curated record